Molecule: messenger RNA, 939 nt
Organism: Colletotrichum gloeosporioides
Lineage: Eukaryota; Fungi; Ascomycota; Sordariomycetes; Glomerellales; Glomerellaceae
Product: D-erythronate dehydrogenase
Exons: 1
Coding region: 1-939 (312 amino acids)
Source: RefSeq, a predicted model, not a curated record
AUGCGCGUACUCAUCACUGGCGCCGCCGGGUUCAUCGGUCAGAUUGUCGCCAGCAAAUUGUUAGAAGACGAAAGCAAUGAGCUCAUCUUAACCGAUGUUAUCGAGCCGCCCGUACCCGGCUCAAAAUCCCACGUGAAGCUCAUCAAAGCUGAUCUGGUCGAUGAGGCGACAAAGGUGAUACCGGAGAGUCUCGAUGCAGCCAUACUCCUCCAUGGCAUCAUGAGUUCCGGCGCAGAGGCAAACUUCGACCUGGGUUAUCGCGUCAAUGUUGAUGCAACACGCUCGGUCUUGAGUCUACUCGCCAAGAGAUGUCCCGGCGUUCGCGUUCUCUACGCAUCGAGUGAAGCCGUGUACGGCAGGCCGGUCCCCGCGCAGAAUGUCACAGAAGACGACAUACCGAGUCCGGAAAUGUCCUACGGUUGUCAGAAGGUUAUAUGCGAAACCCUCAUCAAUGACUACACCCGUAGGAACAUGAUCAAUGGCUUUGCCCUCCGGUUUCCUACCAUCUCCGUCCGAUCGGGCCCUCCCAGUGCAGCAGUGUCAAGCUUUCUUUCGGGGGUGAUUCGGGAGCCACUCAAUGGCCAGAAGUGCACCAUCCCUUUGAAAGAUCGAGCUUGGCGUCAUUGGAUGUCUUCUCCAAAGACACUGGUCCACAAUCUGAUGGGGGCUUUGACCUUACCGAAAGACGCUCUGCCCCCACACCGGAGAGCCGUAAAUAUGCCAGGUUUCGGCGUAACGGUACAGGACAUGUUGGACGCCUUGGAGGAGGUUGGUGGCAAGGAUAAGCUGUUACUGGUUGAAGAGAAGAACGAUCCUGAGCUAAGAUCUUUGCUGUAUUCCUGGGCCGAUCAUUUCGAUAACAGCCUAGCCAUAUCGUUGGGGAUGAAGCAGGACACUUCGUUUGUUCAGUCGGCAAGAGACUAUUUGGAGACUAUGUAA